AUGGAGGAGCCAUGUGCCCUCUGGGUACUGCUUCUCAGGAAGUUCAGCAUAGGAAAGCUAUCUGCCCUAGAAGUGCAGGAGGUCGCUUCAGCUGCAGUGAAGAGUGGUGCUGACAAUGCAGAGAUGAGAGCCCUGCAAGGAUUAGGAGGUAUGGGGCAUGCAAGAGGAAAUGUUCACAGGGACUUGGUGAGAAAAUAUUUCUCACUGCUGCUGUCCCCAGAGCCAUGGGAAAUCCAAUGCCCCUUGGCUGUGAAGCAAGGGGGGCACAGGAUUGAGAAGGAAGCAUCUACUCACAUGUUGCUGCCCCAUCUUUGGGUGAUUGAGGCCCAGGAGAACAACUUCUUGGGUAACCUGUGCUGCAAGGAUGAGGAGAUUGCUGCCUUUUGGAAGAGUCAAAUGAAGAGCCCCCAAAUGACACCUGAGCUGAAACAAGUGAUAAAGACUUCACAGCCAAGCCAGCUCCCAGUACCAUACCUCUUGCAUGGAGAUGCAGCACCCUUCACAGAAGUGGACAGUAUCCAAGUCCUGAGCUUCAGGUGCCUGCUCUCCAGCAAAGCAGUGACCCAAAGCCAGAUGCUCAUCUCUGCCCUGCCAAAGCUGGCCAUGACCAAGGAGACCUGCAAGAGGAUGAUGGAAGUUUUGGCUUGGUCUUGGCAAGUGCUAUGGGAUGGAGUGGUGCCCAAAAAGGAUAAGGCUGGGGACCCCAUUGAGAAGCACAGAGGUAAGAGGAUGAGAAAGGGGGUGCUGUGGUCAGUGAGUGGAGAUUUGGAAUGGUUUGCAUCAGAAUUUGGCUUUCCAUAUUCUGCAGCCAAUAUGCUUUGCCCCUUCUGCCUGGCAGAUCAAUUCAAGGAGGGGAGCCCCAGACCUUUCACAGACUUCAGGGCCACAGCAGCCUGGAGACAGACUACUCUACCUCCAGCCAAACUUCAGAAGAAAUUUGCAGGUCACCCACUUUUUAGAGGAGGAGGAGGAGCUCCACAUGCAUCAGCUUUGAGCAUUAAGUUGGAUAUACUACAUGUGCUUGACCUGGGAGUGGCAGCCUAUGCCCAUGGCUCCUUGCUGUGGAGCAUUAUGGAAGAGCUGCCAGGAGCAAGCAGAGCUGUGAGGCUAGCCAACUUGAACCAAAAAGUGGUGGAGGCCUAUGACAAGGUUGGGCUGGAAGCCCAAAAGAGGAUGAAGCACUUGUCUUUGUCAGACCUAGCAGAAACUGCAGAAGAAUACCCCUGCCUGAAACAUGUCAAAGGAGCAAAAAUUCGCUACUUUGCCCCUGCAGCCUUCGAGUUGGCCAAGGAGUGCAAUGAGACCAAGAGUGGGAAGCACAGAGAAGCACUGGCUAAGCAGUUGGUGAAAGUGUACAAGAUUCUUGGAAGCAGUUGGGAGGAUUGGGACUUUGAAGCUUUCAAGAAAGCAGUGGACGACUUCAUGGCCCACUACAGCUGGCUGGCAGCCAAUGCAUUGCAUGAAGGCUUGCACCUCUGGAGUUUAGUUCAGAAAUCCCAUGUUUUGCUUCACCUGGCAGAGCAGAGCAAAUUCAUGCACCCCUGCCUGAAUUGGACAUAUGGGAGUGAAUCCUUCAUGGGCUGGACAGUCCAAAUCGCCUCCAGCUGCACAAGUGGCACUCCAGCUGAGAAGCUUCCUUUGAAAUUCUUGCAAAAAUUCAGGCUUGUGUUUCACCUCAGAAAUUGGAAACUCUUUGGGCUGGACAGCCUGGUGACCUUGCAAAAUGUGUGGCCACAGCCUUUUUUGGUUCUGAAAGCUGGGCCUAGAAACAAACAGAGCCCUUGUGCCAUGGAAGGCACCCUGCCAAAGAGAAGGAGGGUGAGCUAUGUGAAAGGUGAGCUGACAGCCAGCCCAGAGCUUUGGGCUGCAGGGUGGAGACUUGACCCACAUGAGAACAGCCAAGUUCUGGUGCCUCCUCCAGGCCUGGAAGAAGAUGAUGUGCAAGGAGAAAAUGAUGGGCAAGGAGAAGAUGAGAGGCAAGGAGAAAGCACACAAGCUGAAGAAGGGCCCCAGUGUGAAGAAGAAAGCAAAGAACCUGAAGGAAAUUAG
Molecule: messenger RNA, 2049 nt
Organism: Cladocopium goreaui
Lineage: Eukaryota; Dinophyceae; Suessiales; Symbiodiniaceae
Source: the annotation of a GenBank genome assembly